AGUGUCCUCUGGCACUUUUAGAGAGUUGGCAUUAAUUACUUUUUUCCAAAACAACUGUACUAACUGCUGGCCUGUCUCAGGAGUGGCUGGAAAGCAUUUUUCAGGAAUGGGCUGUAACAAGUCUGUUACAGCCCAGAACUGAUUCUCAGGAAUGAAGACAAUUUUUCUGCUGCUCGCCCUGGGGGCUGUAGGCAUGUGUGCUGCCAAAGAGCUGUCAAACUGUACUGAAGAGGAAUGUCCACGACGCUGUUCCUGGGGCUGGAAAAGAAUGGGCCACAGGUGUAUCAGGUUUUACAAUGUUCCCCAAACAUUUUAUAGAGCUGAGAGAGCAUGUCGCCAUGCUGCCAGGAGAGGACAUUUGAUCUCAAUCCAUUCAAGGGGUCAGAAUCACAUAAUUCAAGCUGUAGUAGCAAAACGGAACUGCCGCAGACAGAGUAUUUGGAUCGGGGGGAAACGUUUCCGAGGGAGCAGGCGUUUCUAUUGGGUAGAUGGGAGCUCUUGGAAUUACAGCAGCUGGGGCUGUGGAGCGCUGAAUGAGUCCUGCAGGAAACAGACAUGUAUAAAAAUGAACUACAAAUACGGUGGGCGCUGGUCACAAAUUAGCUGUCGUGCCCGAAGACCUUAUAUGUGUGAGUACCCUCUGUACAAAGGGGAAGAGGAGACACAGGAAGGGACAGAAGAUGAGCUGGAGAUCAGCGCAGGAGUAGAGACCAAAGAAGAGGCCGGCGCAAUGUAAUGGCUAAAUAAUAGCCUGCAAUUUCCCUCACGGGAUCAAUAAAGUAUGUAUCUAUCUAAUAAUGCUAACAGAAAUGGCCAAGGACUUUCUUACACCAUCUGCUCAAAUAAAUCAAAUCGUUCUUAGGAAAUUUUCCGUAUAUGUUUCACAUCAUCAGUCUGAAGUAUUUUUUACAUUCUCCCAAAGGAAAAUGUUUUUUCAGCAGAACUCCUGGCUCUUGUUCCUCUCUGAGCCCUCAGUGUUUUAAUGUGAAUUAAUUGCAUGAUGAACUGCAGCCAGUGUCCUUUGUGGCUCAUUUUGGGACAGAUGAUUCCAAAAUACAAGCUAUUUCAGGAAACAAGUAAUAAGUCAAACAAUGUCAUUUUCUAUGGAAGAAAAAAAGUUCUUACAAAAUCUUAUACUGAAAUACUUAACAUCACAGGAUGCAGAAGGUUUCAGCUCCACUUUGGUUGUUUCACUUUUUGUUAUCAUUAUUGUGAUAUAUCAGCUAACUGCUUCAGGCAAAAAAUAAAAAUGAAAAAAAGUAAAACUGCUGCCAAUUUUGCUGCGAUCGAAAGGACAUCUGUCUGUCGAUCGGCCGCUCGCUUCUUCCUACAGUGAGAACACCUUGCACAGAGCCCAUCUUCUGUUAAAACACAGCUGUGGUAGAGACACUGUAUUCAUGUGGCAGAACACACAGUCACACUGCAGUGUCAGGAUAUCACUCUAGUUACAGGACUUGACAAGGAUGCUCCUGAUAUCCUGAUAUUCCCAAUGGAGUUCUUGUGGGGGACUUAACUGUGAUUGGCUGUCUUAGAUUUGAUCUGCAUGUGACAGAUGCCAGUUGCGCACUUGCUGGGACAAGUCUUAUUGAAGGACUGAAUUAUAAUUAGCUGUGUUAGAUUUAUCUGUUCAUGACCGAGACAGUGAUCACACUCAAGUUGCUCAACUGUUUGGUCCACAUCAGGUUUUACAGCCAGCAAGCUCUUGUUCAAACUGGAUGGAACUGAUAAUGCAAUAAAUCUUUAAAUCAUUGAAACAGA
Molecule: messenger RNA, 1758 nt
Organism: Lepisosteus oculatus (spotted gar)
Lineage: Eukaryota; Metazoa; Chordata; Actinopteri; Semionotiformes; Lepisosteidae
Source: RefSeq, a predicted model, not a curated record